Molecule: messenger RNA, 1701 nt
Organism: Phoenix dactylifera (date palm)
Lineage: Eukaryota; Viridiplantae; Streptophyta; Magnoliopsida; Arecales; Arecaceae
Biological process (GO): protein ubiquitination
Cellular component (GO): cytoplasm
Molecular function (GO): ubiquitin protein ligase activity
Source: RefSeq, a predicted model, not a curated record
AAACCGACGCCCGGACGCAAAGCGAGCGAGCGUUUCCAAAAACGCGCUCUCUCCCCUCCAUACCUCUCCCAAUUCCGAACCCUGUUCUCUCUUUCUCGCAACCGCUCAUGGCGGAGGCUUCUGAUCUCUCCCUUCUUCACAUCGAAGAAUUCGCUGCUGACGAGAUCGAGGAGCAAGAAGACCGCCCCGAAACCCUAGAUUCGCCCCCCUCCUGGCCCUCCGCCACCGCCCCGGCCGGCGCCACCCGCUGCGCCCUUGGACCCGACCUCUUCGCCCCCGAUCCCUCCGAUCCGGGAUAUUCCGACCAGGAUUCCGACUGCUCUGACGAUCACGCCACCCUCGCCUUCGAUCUCUUCGAUCGCUCCUCCACCCGCCCGAUCUGCGCCGCCACGGACCCCUUUUCCGAAUCCCUCCAAUCCCCCAACUUUAGGGCCUCCGAGGGCCCCGAGGAGGUGGGAUCAGAUUACCUGGGGUUGGGAUCGGGAUUCGAGGAUCAGGAAGAUGGAGAAGAUGCGGAUCGGGAGGUCGUGGUUUCCGAUUGGGGGGCUGAUUAUUUCUUUAUGGGAAGGAGGAGCUCGCCGUCGGAAUCCAUCGAUUUUUCCGGGGCUCGCCCUGUUGAUUCGGAGGGGCUUAGGAUCGCCGGGUUUGAUUCGGAUUCAGAUUCCGAUGAACAGAUCGUCGACGGUGGCGAAUCCCAGGAUCGGAUCAACGAUGAUCUCGGCCUUCCCCUGUGCUGGGACUGCCUCCAGUUGGAGGAACAAAGGAGGGACCUCAGCAUAGAAAUGGAGUGGGAGGAGGUGGAUGAGCGGCUCGAGGAUAGGGAUGUCCUAAGUAUCAUGGUCGUCGGCAACGACGAGAUACCCAAUGGACUCAGGGAACGGAAUCAUGAUGAAGCGGAACAGGAGGAAGACGUGGUUCGGAAUAUCGAUUGGGAGGUGCUUUUAGCUGUGAAUAACUUGGGGAGGAACAAUUUAGACCCCGAGGAUGUCGAAUCCUUUUUCGUCGACGACCAUGAGGGCUUUGUCUACACCUCGGAUUAUGAGGCCUAUGAGGUCUUGUUCGGGCAAUUUGCCGACCAUGAUAGCUCUCUCAAGGGUAGUCCUCCGGCAGCCAAAUCGGUGGUCGAGAACCUCCCGUCGGUCAUGAUGGCGAAAGAAGAUGUUGAUGAAAAUAACAACGUCUGUGCGGUGUGCAAAGAUGGGAUUUUGGUACGUGAAAAGGUGAAGCGACUUCCAUGCUCCCACCAUUAUCAUGAGGAUUGCAUUUUGCCAUGGCUCAGCAUUAGGAACACAUGCCCCCUUUGUCGGUUCGAGUUGCCCACGGAUGAUCCCGAAUACGAGAAGUGGAAGGCACGGAGGGCCACUAGCGGUGGUUCCGGUGAAGAUUCUCAGCUCAGGUAUGAGUUUGAAAUAUUACCUGAAGCUUAGGACGUGUGAGCAAAGCAGUCCUCCUGUUUUUUAUGAUGGUGGCAUGGACAAGGUUUUCUGAUGUUGUUGUAUCGAGAUUGUAGCAAUUUACUGUUUUUUCUCUUUAGAAACAGUGUAGCGGCAAUCAGACUUUUUGUUAGAAGUUACCAAUGAGCUGUUGGGAGUUGGCUAUUUAAGAUGUUAUUGUAUAUCAACCAUUCUAAAUAAAUGUUGUUGCUAUUGUAAAGCUGGUACCGUUACAUUGCAUAAAUUUAUUUAUUUAUUGUUGUUGUGA